This is a messenger RNA of Xenopus laevis (African clawed frog), 5276 nucleotides long. RefSeq names its product trafficking protein particle complex subunit 10 L homeolog (gene trappc10.L). The transcript is spliced from 23 exons. The record is from RefSeq and is a predicted model, not a curated record. Lineage: Eukaryota; Metazoa; Chordata; Amphibia; Anura; Pipidae. Gene Ontology annotation, cellular component: Golgi apparatus; cytosol; TRAPPII protein complex. Bases 115 to 3885 code for a protein of 1256 amino acids. Gene Ontology annotation, biological process: Golgi vesicle transport; intra-Golgi vesicle-mediated transport; early endosome to Golgi transport.
ACCCAAUGGCCGCAGGGGAGCUUCUCCGGAAGUGGCGGUGUCAGCUGGGUAGGAAGGCGGAAGUGAGCGUGAGCUGCCUGCGGAUAACCCGGGAUGGAGCGGUGACCGGUGCCCAUGGAAGGGGCGGGGCCUGGAGACACCGGGAACGGAGACGGGGAGCCGGAGGUGGUUUGCACCAUGGAGAACAAGCCCAUUGUCACGUGGGCAGGAGACCAGAAUGUAUUCUAUGCAGUUUUCCCCAUCCUGACGCAGCAGCUGCCCCGGGAGCCAAUGGAAUGGAGAAGGGCUUACGGUCGUGCCCCAAAGAUGAUUCACUUGGAGUCCCAGUUUGUACCAUUUAAGGAAGAACUUCUCCCGAAAGAGGGGAACAAGGCAUUGCUCACCUUCCCCUUCCUCCACAUCUACUGGACAGACUGCUGUGACACGGAAGUCUAUAAAGCCACAACAAAAGAUGACAUCACCAAAUGGCAAAACGCCCUGCGCGCUCACAGCACCACUGAUUGGCUGAUUAUGGUGGUGGAAAGUGAAGCAAAGAAGAAGAACAAAACCAACAUUCUCCCCCGGACGUCCAUUGCCGACAAGAUCCGCAGCGACUUCUGUAACAAGCAGAGCGACAGGUGCAUGGUGUUGGUGGAUCCUCUAAAGGACACGUCUCGAUCCCAGGAAUCCUGGUCUAUGUUUCUAGCCAAGCUGCGCACUCUGCUCCUCACGUCCUUCACCCGAAAUCUUGGCCACUUUGAAGAUGAGAUGAGGACCCUGAGAGAGAAGAGAACUGAACCAGGCUGGAGCUUCUGUGAAUAUUUCAUGGUCCAGGAGGAGCUGGCGUUUGUGUUUGAGAUGCUGCAGCAGUUUGAGGAUGCUUUGGUUCAGUACGAUGAGUUGGACGCUCUCUUUUCUCAAUAUGUACUAAACUUCGGUGCUGGGGAUGGGGCCAAUUGGUUGAGCUCAUUCUGCCAGCCAGUGAGGAGAUGGGACGGCCUGGCCCUGCGCAAACCAAUCGACAUGGAGAAGCGAGACCUGAUCCAGAGGCGCCAGGCCAACCUGCUGGAGCUGCGCAGUUACCUGUUCUCCCGCCAGUGCACCCUACUUCUCUUCUUGCAGCGCCCCUGGGAGGUGUCGGGUCGAGCCCUCGAGUUACUCCAUAAUUGUGUGCAAGAGCUGAAACUGCUGGAGGUGUCUGUCCCUCUCGGGGCUCUGGACUGCUGGGUGUUCCUCAGUUGCCUCGAGGUGCUUCAGAGGAUUGAGGGGUGCUGUGAGCGAGCUCAGAUAGAGGCCAACGUGUCCCACACCGUGGGUUUGUGGAGUUACGCCACUGAAAAGCUCCAGGCUCUUGGCUCCCUGUGUGGUUUGGUGUCUGAGACAGGCCCUUGUUCUGAAGAUCUUCACCGGACUGUAGACUUGUUGGCUGGACUUGGAACAGAGAGGUCAGAGACAGCCAAUACAGCUGACAGUCCUUAUAAGAAGCUGCAGGAGGCGCUGUCCUCUGAGGAGACCUUUGAGAAGCACUAUCUGGAGCUGUGCCAGGCAACCAUAGAGAUGUACAACAGCAUCGGGAGGACUCGCUCUGCCAAGCUGCUCGGGAAGGACCUGGCCAACUUCUACAUGAAGAAGACCUGCCCACAGAAAGCUGAGCCCUUCCUACAGAGCGCCCUGAAUAUGUACCAAUCAGAGGCCUGGGAACUGCCCCUCACUCACACUCGCAAACAACUGGCCGAGUGUCAGAGGCAACUGGGACAGACAGAGCCAUACCUCAGGACUUGCAGUCUGCUAGCGGCUGAUGUGAAUCUCUCUCAGGAAGAGCGACAGCUUUUCUGCCAAGAAAUCCUCAAGUUUGCAGCUAAGAGCAGCACCAGCCCAGAGUCCCCGGUCUGCCUCCCAUUGGGAUCCUUCGCACAACUCACCUCUCUCAGCUUUGAGCCCCCCAAUGCGGUUGUGCACGUGGGAGGGUCCCUGACCAUGGAACUGACCCUUCUCAGCUUGAUGCCGGAGCCCCUACAGCUGGACUAUAUCUCUGGCCACUUCCACUACAACCUGGACAGGAGCAGUUAUCGCAAGACGGCCGAGUGGCUAACGAGGCACAAACCAGCCAAUGGCACAAUCUUCUUUCAGACUGAGGGGCCCCCAGGGGCCAGAGGAACGGCGCCUGCUCUAGAACUCUCUGAGAUGCAUGAGAAGAGCCCAUCAGAGGGGGGACUAGUAAGCGCGGGCGUCAUCUGUAGAAAUGUCCAUGUGCUGCUCCGCUCUCAGGACUCCCAGUCAUCCUCCUCAUUGGACAGACAGACCAGUCUCACCCUGAAGGAAGGAGCCAACACCCUGAAGUGCCACAAUGUCACCCUACAACCUGGCCUCAACCACCUCACCUUUCAUACACAGGCAUCAGAGUCGGGCACCUAUACCCUGCGCCAGCUGGUGGCAUCUGUUGGAGAGGUGCAACUGCAGCUCCCCCAUAUUUACCCCAUCGUUCAAUAUGAUGUAUAUACCCAGGAUCCUCAGCUGAAGGUGGAACCCCAGAGUGAAUGCCUCCUGGCUGGAAUCCGACAGAGCGUGAAGUUCACAGUCACCACAGGACAUUACACUAUAAAGAAUGGGGACACCCUGCAGCUGAGUAACACUGAGAAUAUGCCUGUCCUACUGGGAACCGGCACCACAGCCGCCAUCUGCAGGAACAGCCAAGGGGAGGUGAGUGAGAAGUCGCUCAGUAUUCAGCGCUCUGAGAAGGUGACGAGUAUCUGUCUGCCCCCCACACCCCCCUAUCACAUUGUGGAGUUUGAGUUGGACGUGGUGUGUUUGCUGCCAGAGGCCGGACACCUGCUGAAUGGAGAGGUGCCCCACAGAGGGCGGGAUCAGUUGGACUCACUCAUCAGCAACACUACAGAACAGCGGGUUACUGUUGACUGUCCGUGGUCCAUCUAUUCCACCAUCAUCAGUCUGUCCUUCCAGCUGCCCCUGAGAGCUCAGCACACUCUGCUCUCCUCUGGGACCCGGAAAUAUAUUCAGGUCUGUGUGGAAAACACGUGUGAGUUCCAGUUCCAGCUGUCAGAGAGCAGUCUCACCUCCACGCGGGACUUGAAGUUCCAGCCCCUGCACCAAGCGGGUAUCCAGGAGCUCCAGAGCCAGCAGUGCCUGUUCUUCAUUUGGGAAGUCACAUGGUGCCCGGAUCUGCCCCCAUCUCUGCCCUGUCAUUUCUCUGUCAGCUUCUACCCCAUCCCCUCCCCCAAUCCCUGCAGCCACCUACAGCCCUUCACCUACCUCUUCCACCUGGAGCACUUUUAUACAUUAUACACAGUGCGUGCUGAGAUCUCGCCACCUCCUGAUUUGAAGUUCUGUAAGACGGGCGCUCUCUGCUCACUGGAAGUCUCUAUCACUCGCUUGUGCGACUCGUUGGAGAAUGACAACGAGGAGACGCUCACCGACUGCAACGGCUACAGCAGCGCCCAGCUCUUCUAUCAGGUUGCAGAUGGCGGCAGUAACUGGGCAGUUUGUGGGCGGAGCUCUGGAGUUGUGAUGAUACCAGUGAAGGAGGGUGCGUGUCACACGCUCAGUAUGGAGGUUAUGCCUUUAUUUGCCGGUUACCUUCCUUAUCCCGACGUGCGGCUCUCCCGGUACCUCCCUCACCAUUCUCACUCCCAACAACUGGAUGCAGACAGCUGGAUUGAGAAUGACUCGGUGUCAAUGGAGGAUCCAUGUGAAGUGGCCAGUGGGCGGGGACAGAACAGAGGGUGUGUCUCCCCGGGAGCCACGGGCAACAAUAUGGAACACAAGGGACUCCCAAUGCCCCGGCUGCAGCCCUUUCACCCCGGGCAGAUCAGCAAUGGCAGUUUAGGGCGGCAGAUCCUGGUGGUGCCCAGCACAGACGACCAUGUCCUGGAGGUGAAUGUCACAUGACCCUGCGCCCCUCAGGGGCGGAGCCAAACCUGUAUCAUGUCUGUACAGUCGGGGGUUGGACAUGGAGGGGGUGGGGGCGGAUGAUUUCAGAACACGGCCCCGAUGGAGAUCAUUGACUCUGCUCUGCAUGUGCUCCUGAUUGGGCAGGUAAUGAGCGGGGGCGGGUCAUCCGGAGCAGAUUAUCUUUGGACUCUACGUAGCAGAAUUACAGGCGGGAUUCUCAUUGGAAAUAACUGGAAUACUGGGGGGGGGCAUCUUCUGCUUCUUGUUGCCCCUGUCCCUCUUCUUAUUGGCUUUUCUACUGGACUAACUGGGCUGCAUUUCCCUUGCCACUCUCAUUGCCCCCCAUCUGCCCACAGCCUCCCCGGUGUUUCUCUAUCACUUUCUUUGUCUCGCACAACUGCCACGUGAAAUUGCCCUGUGGCACCUUUAUUCUUACUCAACUGGCACAAGAGGGAAGGGUGUUGAUGUUCUCAGACAGGUAGAUCGGUGCCCCCCCAGGCUUGUCAGGUAGAGCUGCUCUGUGCUGGGCAACAUGUGCCACUCUCAUCAUCACUCUGCUCUGGGGCAACGCUGGCAGUUGUGUUCCCCCCCCGCUGCUGGAGCACCACACGUUGCCAAGUGAUGGAGCCAACGCAUUUCAGUAUUUGAUGUUUACACAGACUUUAUUUACAGGGACAAGGAGCUUCUUUACUUAUAGUCAGUGCCAGGCUGGGGGCAGUUGUGCCAGUGGGUACAGUUCCUGGGGGGGGGGAAUAUGGAGGGAGUGCAGUGGGAAUGGCAGUGGGAAUGGCAGUGGGAAUGGCAGUGGGAAUGGCAGUGGGAAUGGCAGUGGGAAUGGCAGGGGAAAUAGCGGUGGAAUUCACUGAAUGUGGGGAGAGGCUCUGCAGACUGUACUUUGACUCUGGGGGCACAAUCUCUGCAGAUGUGGGAGCCAGUGAACUCCGCCCCAAGUCUCAAACUUCUUUUUACCUCCGAUAAUCAUGGAGUUGCCCCCCUUCCUUUCACACAAUGGCCAGUCAGAAGAGGGGGUGACUACGGUGCAGCUGUGGGAAUGUGGGUGCAGCUCUUGGCCUCCCACUGCUCAUUCACAACAAAGAUUGUCUUACGUCGGCCCCUAUUUUGUGGGGUGAUUUUUGCACCAAUAUAUUCUAUACACAUGUGUGAGUCUGAGCCCCAAUGUACUGCCCCACUCUCUGCCCCCUCCAUAGUAACACUACACUGCUGCCCAUUGUGAUAUCUACCUGCUGCUAUGGGAAAGCCCCGCCCUGACCGAACCCCUAUGUACUUAGCCCCACCCCCUUCUAUGUAAUAUACCCUGUGGGAGAAAUGUUAAAUUAAGGUGACGCUUCUACUCAGAGUUAAAAGAAAAUACACAUUUUAACAGAGAA